Molecule: messenger RNA, 6318 nt
Organism: Corvus hawaiiensis (hawaiian crow)
Lineage: Eukaryota; Metazoa; Chordata; Aves; Passeriformes; Corvidae
Gene: HNF4A
Product: hepatocyte nuclear factor 4 alpha
Exons: 10
Coding region: 2922-4316 (464 amino acids)
Biological process (GO): cell differentiation; positive regulation of transcription by RNA polymerase II; anatomical structure development
Molecular function (GO): zinc ion binding; nuclear receptor activity; RNA polymerase II cis-regulatory region sequence-specific DNA binding
Source: RefSeq, a predicted model, not a curated record
AGCAAGCACAGUAGGUGACAACAUCCUUACCAAAAAUGCUCUAUUAAAUACUCUGUUCCUGAGCCUCACCUAUUGAGAAGCACAGAUCUUAUUUUCAGGGAAUCCCCUUUAGGUUUGCAUACAUUUGCCAGACGGGGAUAUAUAGAUAAGGCAGAAAUAGCAUCAUGAUGUGCCAGUGUGGGAAAGGAUUUACUGCUCAACAGAUAAAAAUUAAAUAAUUACUUGGCACAGAACAGCUCAUGACCCAGAGCUGUAUCGGUCUCCUUUGCGGCCAUGUCCUGACAUAGGAAAUGGUGGGUGGAGAGUACAUAAAAUGGGGACAGGAGAGAGGAGUGGAUCUGGGAGCUGAACUUCCCCAGAGUACCUGGUCUGGGAACAGCCCUCUUCUAUCAGUGGGGGUCUUCCAGCUAUGAGUUGUCUCUCUGUGGAAUAGAAAUAACAAAACAUCUUCUGUAGCCAGAAGUGUUUGAAACAGCCCCACAAGCAGCUGUUGACUCAAACAUCUCCCACCUAAAACAGCUACAGGGCUGUGGGGUCCUGCUGGCCAGUAAAAGCCAUGGCUACAUUGGCAAGUUGUCCUAAAACUCACCACACAAGGAUAGCAGGGGGAGACAAGGACUCCCCAGGCAGAAGAUACCAGGGGAGACAUCAUCUCCAGCAACAGCCUGUGCCCAGGGAGCAGCCAACUCGUUUCCAUCAGAGCCCAUCUCCAGGGCAAAGGAAGUGCAAGGUGUCCUUGGCUGGUCUGGCCCUCGACCUCCACACCAACAUGAGGGAUUUGGGAGGGGGCACUGGUGACCCACAGAGGACACUGGCAGUGAGAAAACAACAGUCAACACAACCCUGGGCGGAAAACACCAAGUCCCACUGACAGCCCUGGCCUCGUGAGCCACCUAAUGCUCUCCAAACUUCCCCGCUCCUUAUCUGCCGCUCUCCCGCACACGCUGCCUCUCUGAUUUCUAUUCCUGGCCCUUUUAAUCCUUCCUGCCUGGGAAGCAAAUGGCCUUUGCAGCCUCCCUGCUCAGCAGGCUAUUGAAGUAAAAGGUUUGUUUUGCUGAGCAGAGCAGAACGGGCCCUGCUUUUACGAUAUUUUACUAGACGCUGUGGCAAAUCCUGCACAUAUUUGACCUGGUGUCUGUAGCAUUUAUCUAAUCAAAGGGAUCACCGUGGCCUGGCCGGGAUUGGGACGGAGGUCCCUGGGAUGAGGUUAUGGAGGGGGCUAUGCUCUACUCUUGCAUCUCCAUCCCAGUCUGCACAUCAUAAAACCAGUUUUUGGCAAGGAGUGUAUCUGCCUAAAGGAAGAGCCAUCAGCACAUGAGCUCUGGCCUGUCCCUCAGGAGCACUGACUGAAUGACUGUUUUCCUGCAGCAAAGGGUCAUUUAUCACCAUUGCCAGGUCAGAAAGCAGGGGCUCUCCCCUGUGCUCAGAUUCACUCCUGCAGACCUGUAGCCUCAGGGUAGAAAAGUUGUUUAGAAGUGCUAUGUAGGUCAUGGUUUUGGGGGACAGAGGGCUGCUUGAACAAUUCUGUGUGCUCCUAAAACGUGAAUAGCAAAUCAUCACUAGCAUAACUGCCCGAAGGCAUGUACUGGUGUGCAGCCAGAGAUUUUGGUGUCACAUUGUGGCAGUGAUGCCACCAGGGCCAGGGCAGCUUGUGGUGCCAGUGAUGCUGGGGCUGCACUGGGGUGCCUGGGAAGAACAAACACAAGGCACUGGGAGCCCAGAUCAGCAGCGUGUGGACUCAGUUGCCGCUGGUUGCGAAACCAUGGGGCUGUUUUCAAUGCAGAGUGAACUGAUACCAAAUCAUUAAUUGCUGGUUCUCUUGUACCAUGCGGCCAGUGCCGUUCAGAGAUCGAUUAAAUUCCCACUCAAUCAUCUCACAAUUGCACUGAAAAAUCUCAUUUCUGGCUGAAGUGGAGGAGGGAUGUGCCAUGGGGCAGCCAGGGAGGAGAGCACAGGCAUCUCUGGCCCCCACUGCUCAGCACCAGCAGGGUCAGACCCAAGGUCUGGGCGAGGCACAGAACCAGUGUUGGUGCUGACAGCAGCCAGUGCACCCGCAGAAGGAAAACUCCUGCUGCUCUGUUGUAACAUGUCUCAUGAAACUUUUAUGACGUAUCAGCCAAAAGCCAGGGCUGGGGGGUGUCUGGCAUAAAGUGAUUUCAGCUCUGGGACAGGAGCCACCCUGGCAAUUCCCAGGGUGUCUGUGCCACCCCUCGGCCCCGCUCGCUGUUCGGGCAUGGCAGCAGAAUGGGAUCUGUUUAUAGGGCAUCCAGCCCCUGUAAAACUUGGUUUAUAGGGAAGUUAAAGGAGUCAUACGUUUUACUUUACAUAGCAACGUGUAAAUUUCCAGGGGGGAGCUGACCUUCUCUGACCGUGAGGGAGAGAAAAGGAGAAGGAGUGGAAGGGAUGGAGGGAGCAAGAGAAGGGAAGAACAGGGGUGUAGGCAACCAGUGGUGAGGAAGCCAAUGACAGAAGUGAAGAAGAACCUUGUUCUCCUGGUAGGGCUUUUUCCAAGUUUUCCAGUCCAGGUAUAAUUAAGAGCAACACCAGCAGCUCAGCAUCAAGGUCAGUAGCCCUUGGUGAGUGCCUGCUCUUCUGGUGCUGCCUGCACCCAGGAGCCAGGAUCAGAAACGCCUUGAGAUUCAAUAAUAAACAGUCAACAAGAAUCACUGCUGCUCCACCAAAAAAAAAAAAAACAGCUUAGCAGUAUUCGGCAAUGGGUGAGAUGAUUAAAGAUUAACCCCCCUGCCUCCUGCCUCCACCCCUCUGGGAGUAUAGGCCUUGAGGCUCAGCAAAUCCUUUCAGAGAAAUAUCUGAAUUAAAAGACAACAGGUAGGGGACGCAGUGAAGGCAGAGGGAGGCAGGAGGGCCAAUAGCCUGGGACAAGGGAAUCGGUACAAUCUGGCCCGUGUUUGCCGAGGAUAAUGCGCCUUUCCAAAGCCCUCAUAGACAUGGAGAUGGCAGAUUAUAGCGCAGCGCUGGACCCGGCGUACACCACCCUGGAGUUUGAGAACAUGCAGGUGCUGGCUAUGGGCAAUGACACGUCUCCAUCAGAAGCAGCCAACCUCAACUCUUCCAGCAGCAUCGGGGUGAGCGCGCUGUGCGCCAUUUGUGGGGACCGCGCCACGGGGAAGCACUAUGGGGCUUCCAGCUGCGAUGGCUGCAAAGGCUUCUUCAGGAGGAGCGUCCGGAAGAACCACAUGUACUCCUGCAGGUUUAACAGGCAGUGUGUGGUAGACAAAGACAAAAGAAACCAGUGCCGGUAUUGCAGGCUUAAGAAGUGCUUCCGAGCAGGAAUGAAGAAGGAAGCUGUACAAAAUGAACGGGACCGAAUCAGUACCCGCCGAUCAAGUUACGAGGACAGCAGCUUGCCCUCCAUCAAUGCCCUCCUGCACGCAGAAGCCCUGGCACAGCAGAUAUCAUCCCCGGUUCCUGUGAUCAACGGAGACAUCCGAGGGAAAAAGAUUGCCAAUAUUUCCGACGUGUGUGAGUCCAUGAAGCAGCAGCUGCUGGUGCUGGUGGAGUGGGCCAAGUACAUCCCCCCCUUCUGUGAGCUGCCCCUGGAUGACCAGGUAGCACUGCUACGUGCACACGCAGGGGAGCAUCUGUUACUGGGAGCUGCCAAGAGGUCCAUGGUGUUCAAGGAUGUCUUGCUGCUAGGAAAUGAUCACAUCAUCCCACGGAACUGCCCUGAGCUGGUGGAGGUGAACCGUGUGGCCAUCCGCAUCCUGGACGAGCUGGUCCUCCCCUUCCAGGAGCUGCAGAUAGAUGACAAUGAAUAUGCCUGCUUGAAAGCCAUCAUCUUCUUUGACCCAGAUGCCAAGGGACUGAGCGACCCAUCCAAGAUCAAGCGGAUGCGGUACCAGGUGCAGGUGAGCCUGGAGGAUUACAUCAACGACCGCCAGUACGACUCGCGGGGCCGCUUCGGGGAGCUGCUGCUGCUGCUGCCCGUGCUGCAGAGCAUCACCUGGCAGAUGAUAGAGCAGAUCCAGUUCGUCAAGCUCUUUGGCAUGGCUAAGAUUGACAACCUGCUGCAGGAGAUGCUGCUGGGAGGCUCAUCGAGUGAAACGCCGCACGCCCACCACCCCCUGCACCCUCAUCUGAUCCAGGAGAACCUGGGAACAAACGUCAUUGUGGCCAACACAAUGCCUCCUCAGAUGCACAACGGGCAGAUGUCUACUCCAGAAACUCCACAGCCUUCUCCACCCGCGAGCUCAGGACCAGAGCAGUACAAGCUGCUCCCUGGAGCCAUUGCCACCGUGGCAAAGCAGCCCACCUCCAUCCCACAGCCUGCCAUCACCAAACAGGAGGUCAUCUAGCAGCCCACACACCACCUUUGGAAGACCAUGUGGGAGAAAAGCCUGAACUGACUCUGCCACUGUGAAAAGAGAAGCCACCCAGAGGUCCCUGGGCAUGAACACACGGACUUGCUUAUUGGACUGACCACCACCAGAAGCUGUCUGCCUGCAGCUACAGACAGCACGUGCCACGGGCAGCCCCGAGUCCCAGAACUAAGGCUGAAGCCUUGCUGAAACCCUCAGUCCUUGCAAGGAGAGCCAGAUUCCUGCCUCCCUCUGUGGGGAGGUCACAGUGACUGGCUGGGGAUGGGCUGUUGCCCCACUGUCACCUCAGUGCUGGUUCAGCACACACCAGACCCCAUGAACAAGCAAUUCCCUGUGCAUUGCGAGUGGAGGGCUUCCCUCCCACGGCCGUGCCAGCCCCCCUGACAGUCCCCAGUCCAGGCAGACUUGGUGGAGGUGGAAGCUCCCCCAGGAGCAUCACAGCAGGUGAAGCACAUGGGGUUUGCCCAGGCAGCACUGGCAGAACCGCUCCUCAGCCUUGGCUAGUCCCAGGUCUUUGUGUGGUGUCACCCUCCAGCACACUAAGCCCCCCAGCCAGGUCUAACAAAUCUUUUCAGCUGAUGCUGGGGCAAAGUUUGGCCCGCCAAGAUACUCCACUGCCUUUCGAAGGGUUUUGUUAUUUCUGUGCCAUGCCUGCCCUCUCACCACAAUGCUCAGAGAGGCAACCACUGCCAAGCUCUUCCCUUGCACCACUCACUGCCUCCUGGGAAUUUGAAGGACCAUGGGAUUCCAGAGAUUUCCACUAAUGGGAUGGGGUGACCCCCUUUACAGGCUGGCAACACUGCCCAGAAUAUCACUGGCCCAACUACCGCUACUCAGCAGUCAGAAGAAGACCACUGGAUGCCUAUUUGGGAGGAAGUGGGCAAAAGAUGUAGGAAGGGGAGAGACCUAUGAGGGUGAGAAGAGCUUGAGCCUCACAGAUUGGACCAAGUUCUUGGGCUUCCCAACUGCUGAGAGCACUGGGACCCAGGAUCUCAGUUCAGACCCAGCUUUAAUGCUAGGAUAUGCCAUACAAUCUACUUCUCCAGUGCAGUGCCACUCCUUCAGCUUAGAGUGAGUGGCUGAUAACAGAUUUAUAGGUCUUCCUAACAUGAUAAGAAUUCGUUAUGACUCAUUCAGACCUCAGAGUGUUUGAGAGCACCAACUUCAAAAAUUCAGUUCUUGGAGUCCUGCAGAGAAAAGUGACAGAGGUCAAGCAAUAACCCUGUCUCACCCAAGCCCCUUGGGUCUGCCCCAGCCUUGGGUCUGCCCGCCCUGCUCUGCUCCCUCCUGUCCCUGUUUCUCUGUGCCUGCCUGUGCCAAAACCCUGCAGAUCUGACCUUUGGUUUACAGCUGGAAUCAGGAAAGGAGCCCUCCUGCACCCAGCCCCUGCUUCUCCAGGUGCCAGCAGGGCUGGAGCACCCAGAGCCCUGCACCACUGCAGGCCUGAGUCAUUUCUGGCCUCUUGGGAGGAUGAGGGUGGUGGAACCACGGCUGCCAAGAGGUCUCUGGUGGGGACAAAUCUGAGCCAGCUCAGCCAGAGGAGCUGCAGGUCUGUCCCUUGAUUUCCAAUGCAAAAAUGAAACACCUCAUGCUGGCGGUGUCAGAGGUAUUGUAUGGUCUCAAUGCUGGUGGCAUCGUACCAAGUAAUUUAUUGCAAUGAUGAAUCCAAUCAUUUUCUGUAAAUUAUUUUGUAAAUCACAUUGAUUAUUUAUAAUUGGGAGAUUAAAUGAAAAAAACCCCCAACCCUGUAAUAACCAGGCUGUCUUUUCCAACUUCAGCAACCUUUUUUCCUGUACGUAGACAUACCUUGUGGGGAAUCCUUUUUGGUCCAUUUGCACCAAGUAUUCCUCGAUAUUGUACAUUAAUUUUUGCUGGUUUCUGCCUUCCAAUGGAAACAGAAGAAUAUUUCUUCACAAGAGUUUGUACUCAUUAAAAAAAAAAGAAAAAAAAGAAAAAUAAAUGCAAAAAUAUUUUCUAA